GUGAAAAGGAGUCAGCAUAAGAUCAUACAGUGUUUGAAGGCCUUUAUGAAUAAUAAGUAUGGGUUGGAAAGAAUAAUGGGAGAAGAAAGGAGCCUUUCAUUGCUGGCCAGAGCAAUUGAUCCCAGACAAACUAACAUGAUGACUGAUGUUGUUAAACUCCUGUCUGCAAUAUGCAUUGUUGGAGAGGAAAACAUCCUUGAAAAAAUUUUGGAAGCUGUAACAACAGCAGCAGAAGAAAGGAACAUUGACAGAUUUUCCCCCAUUGUAGAAGGCCUCCGGGAUAACUCAGUUCAACUGCAAGUAGCUUGUAUGCAGCUCAUCAAUGCUCUUGUAACAUCUCCUGAUGAUCUGGACUUCAGGCUCCACAUCAGAAAUGAAUUUAUGCGCUCUGGAUUGAAGGAGAUAUUGCCACAAUUGACAUAUAUAAAGAAUGAUGCUCUAGAUAUUCAGCUGAAAGUCUUCAAUGAGCACAAGGAAGAAGACAUGAUUGAGUUCUCCCAUCGUUUGGAAGAUAUUAGAUCUGAACUAGAUGAAGCAAAUGAUGUUUACAAUAUGGUGUGGAACACAGUCAAGGACACUAAUGCCGAAGGAUAUUUUCUUUCUAUUCUCCAACAUCUUUUGCUCAUACGAAAUGAUUAUUUUAUACGACCCCAGUAUUUCAAAUUAAUUGAAGAAUGUGUGUCCCAGAUAGUAUUACACCGAAGUGGAACAGACCCAGAUUUCACCUAUCGUAAAAAGUUAGAUGUAAAUUUCAGUCAUUUAAUAGAUGUUUGUGUAGAUAAAGCAAAAAUAGAAGAAUUUGAAGAGCGAGCUUCAGAACUUUCCAGGAAAUUUGAAAAAGAAUUUAUAGUCCAUCAGGAGACCCAGUCCCUACUGCAGAAAAAAGAAGAAAAAAUCAAUGCGCUAGAAGCAGAAUUACAGGCUUUUAAAUCCCAGUAUGGCUCCAUACCACAUGGAUCAGAUGUUCAUUUUUUACCAUCAAUACAGGGAGGCACAUCUAUUCCUCCAUCAGCUGCUGCAGCACCUGAACAGUUACUACCACCUCCCCCACCAGCACCUUUUAAUGGAGCAGUGCCGCCUCCGCCACCACCUCCGCCACUGCCCUUUAUGAAUGGCUCAGGAAUGCCUCCAUCUUUUGGUGCACCACCACCUCCUCCGCCGCCAGGCUUUCCUGGAGUACAGUGGUCUCCGCCUCCACGUACAUUGCCCUUUGGAUUGAAGCCUAAAAAAGAAUUCAAACCUGAGAUCACCAUGAAAAGGCUCAAUUGGUCAAAGAUUAGGCCACAUGAAAUGACUGAAAACUGUUUCUGGCUAAUAGCAGAUGAGGACAAGUAUGAGAGUGCUGAUUUGCUUUGCAAACUGGAGCUUACAUUUUGUUGUCAAAAGAAAGUAAAAAAGGAGGGGGAAGAUUUUGAAGAGAAGAAAUCUAUUAAGAAACGAAUCAAAGAACUAAAAGUCUUAGACCCGAAGAUUGCACAGAACCUCUCAAUUUUCCUUGGUUCUUUCCGAGUGCCUUAUGAGGAAAUCAAAAUGAUGAUAUUGGAAGUAGAUGAAACACAGCUGGCAGAGACCAUGAUUCAGAAUUUAAUAAAACACCUUCCUGAACAAGAGCAGCUGAAUACACUAUCCAAAUUCAAGAGUGAAUAUAAUAAUUUGUCUGAACCAGAGCAGUUUGGAAUUGUGAUGAGCAAUGUGAAGAGACUACAGACACGGCUCAGUGCUAUUCUCUUUAAGCUUCAGUUUGAGGAACAGGUGAACAACAUCAAACCUGACAUCAUGGCUGUCAGUGCUGCCUGUGAAGAGAUAAAGAAGAGCAAAAGCUUUAGCAAGUUGCUGGAACUAGUGUUGCUAAUAGGAAACUACAUGAAUGCAGGUUCUCGGAAUGCACAGACCUUUGGAUUUAACCUCAGCUCUCUAUGUAAAUUAAAGGACACAAAGUCAGCAGAUCAGAAAACAACUUUGCUCCAUUUUCUGGUUGAAAUAUGUGAGGAGAAGUAUCCUGAUGUCCCAAAUUUUAUUGAAGAUUUGCAGCAUUUAGACAAAGCUAGUAAAGUCUCAGCAGAAAACCUGGAGAAGAACCUGAGGCAGAUGGAAAGGCAGCUUCAACAGCUUGAGAAGGAUUUGAAGAUCUUUCCCCCUCCCGACGAUAUCCAUGACAAGUUUGUGACAAAGAUGUCUAGCUUUGCAGUUUAUGCAAGAGAACAUUACCAAAAACUUACCAGGAUGCAUGAGAACAUGGAGAAGCUCUAUCAAAAUGUGAUGGGAUACUAUGCCAUUGAUUUGAAAAAAGUUGUGGUGGAAGAAUUCUUAACCGACUUGAAUAACUUCAGGACAAUGUUCUUGCAAGCAGCCAAGGAGAAUAUAAGAAGAAGAGAAGCAGAGGAAAAACAGAGACGUGCUAGAAUUGCUAAGGAGAAAGCAGAAAAAGAAAAAUUAGAGAGGCAACAAAAGAAAAAGCGCUUGUUAGAAAUGAAAACAGAGGGUGAUGAGACAGGAGUGAUGGAUAGCCUGCUGGAGGCCUUGCAGUCAGGUGCUGCUUUCCGAGACCGGAGAAAACGGACACCAAGGCCUAAAGAUAUACUGCAAAAUCUCAGCCCAACCAAUCAGAGGCCUGUUCUGAAAGCUUGUAACCAUGAGAACCAGAAAGCACACCUAGAAAAGUCGCAUUCAAACUACAAUAUCAAUUUCAACUUCACAAGGACUCCAAUCACCAAGGAGUUUAAUUAUGACAUGGAAGCUAAUUCCUCUAUAGCAAGGAGCAAGGCUGUUGGAAGAAAGGAGGCCUACAAUGGAGAAAGCAACAGAGAAAAGGAAAUGGAGCUUGUUGGCUCUGCUUCCAAAGGAGAUGUUGUUCCUGAAGUAGAGGCUUUGCUGGCAAGAUUACGAGCAUUGUAA
This is a messenger RNA of Emys orbicularis (European pond turtle), 2895 nucleotides long. It is a transcript of the gene DIAPH3, whose product is annotated as diaphanous related formin 3. The coding region runs from base 46 to 2895 and encodes 949 amino acids. Gene Ontology annotation, molecular function: actin binding; small GTPase binding. The record is from RefSeq and is a predicted model, not a curated record. Gene Ontology annotation, cellular component: actin filament. Lineage: Eukaryota; Metazoa; Chordata; Testudines; Emydidae. Gene Ontology annotation, biological process: actin cytoskeleton organization; actin filament polymerization. The transcript has 22 exons.